Aspergillus nidulans FGSC A4 is the source of this 2736-nucleotide messenger RNA. RefSeq names its product Ataxin-10 homo-association domain-containing protein. The record is from RefSeq and is a predicted model, not a curated record. Lineage: Eukaryota; Fungi; Ascomycota; Eurotiomycetes; Eurotiales; Aspergillaceae. Bases 1 to 2736 code for a protein of 911 amino acids. The transcript has 2 exons.
AUGGCGGAAAGAGCCUCAGCAGAAAUGAAGCCAAAGUGCACCCCCGCGGAGCUCAUGUUGAAGGUCAUCCUGAUGGGCACACUGAGCCAUUACGAGACCCGGGGUAUGAUUGACGACAAACGCUUGGACCAUAUGCUCUCUGCUGGAAAGCAGAUUCUAUAUAAGACGCAUCAAGAAAGCGAUGUCAGACAUGGCUUAGGAUUGUCUCCCGACAUUUGGCAGGGCCUUACAGACGUAUUUACGAAGGCAAUUCCGGUUCUAGAAUCACAGUCGUUCAUCUGGAAAAGCCCGCCGGCUGCCAAUUACGAACACUCGUCUUCGAACUUGAUAGCCUACAAUUACUUUUCGCUGGUGAAGGACAUCGAACGCCUGAAUGAUCUUUGUACGAUCGCCCGGAACCUUCUUGCUACGACGAAGAAAGCGCAGAAUAUGGCUGCUGAGAAAGGAUUCGACCAGAGGGUUCUGGCGUUGGUGGAUACUUGUGUUCGGGUGACGGCGCGGGGUUUCGACGGGGAGACGAACGCAAGGAAUGAAGAACGUUGGCAGAAAGUCGUCAAUCUGUACAAGCGUCUCUUGAUUACAUGCCUUCAGUUCUUGCACAACUUUAUCAUGCACAACGAGCAACGUAAGAUGGUUCUCUGGUUGGAUCUAUUCGGCUACCACUCUACCGGGGAUUCCAACAUCAUCCAGCCCAAGGAGCCACUUGAUCAGGCUAGCAGCCAGCCAGAGGGAUUGGCACCCAUUGUGAAGACUGGCGAGAGGAUAGUUAAUCCUCCGAUUAGGGCACUGUACGAUCAGACCGCUGAGGAUCUAUUGCUAGAGACGAUUUCCAACUUUCCUCGGGAACCAGCCACCAUCAAAGAGGAAGCAGCCAUGCUACUACUUGCAAACAUCAAGGAUCAUAUGGAGAAACUGCUAGGGCGUGAUCUUACGGCAAUCCAGGAAAUGGGCAAAGACCCUGACCAAGUCAAAGAAAUCCGUGCCGCCCUCACUGCCAUCCUUGGUGCGAAGGUGGAUGGGUGGUCGGACCUUCAAGACAGAGCAAAGGAUCUCCCGCCCGCUCUUCCCGAUGAUGAGCCUCCUCGGAAAAAAGCGAUCCUCACGAUCGAUCGCAGCCCGACUGCAGGGUUCCCGCGUAUUUGCUGGUCUGACCUUCCAGAUCUCAAUGAGUACGGUGUGGUCGCCGCUGGCGAUGCACCAAUUGCGGAGGAAGACACGACCAUGCCAAGAUCAUCUCAGUCAGCGGCGGAGACACUUCAGGAGGCCAAGGAUGAAUUGAUGGCUCGGCUACAGGAGGCGUCUCAGAUGGGCGACGAGAGGGAUCACGAUUACGAUGCGGGUGACGCAGGCACCGUUGGCGAUGACGACUCACGCAGCUUGGAAGCAGUUGCCGACGGGAGCAUUGAUGAAGAAGAGGAAGAAGAUGAUGAAGACGACGACGACUAUCGCGGACGCCCAGGCGAUCAGCAGCGUGGCCUCUUAACCGAUAUUCCCCUUGUGUUAGGACCUGCUGAGAUUGAAGCUCUUCCGAUGAUUAUUCAAGCCGGGAUUGUAGACAGCUUCGGGCUCAAGGGUGGUGAACGGACUGGAUCGCGAAACAUGCAGGCUCUGCGAUGCCACAUCCUCCUCACACAGGAGACAGGACGCAAUCUGCUCCGUGAGCUUUUGAUCUUCAUUGCUGCAUGGGACCUUCCUGACGACGAGCUCUACUUCAAGAUGAUGGUGCAAAUCAUGGAUGCAGUCCUAAGAAACGGCCUCAUGUCUCACGCGUACUCAGAUUUUGGUCAACCCAAGGAUAUAAUCUCUCCAGCGCAGGCAGUUGUUGUGAAAAUCCUCACGCACAUCUUUCGAGCCAAGUACUCACCCGCUUCAGUCACUGGCUCCGGCCAAGCCAAUGCCACCAAGAACCCGGCCCCUCUUUCCAGAGUCGAUGUCCUCACCGUCCGCUAUAUCUUCACUAUCUUCCGCGGUAACAUCAUCCCCGAAACAUGUGCUCUCAUUUACUUGCAGGGCCAGAUUCGCGCCGGCCGCGCUCUGCCAGAAGACUUCCCUCUCAACUUGUGGGACAUGGAACGGGUAUACGAAGGUGUUUACCAAUUCCUUGAAUUCUUCGCUGUCCUCACAGAGAACAACGAUUGGAAAAACCUCCUUGUUAAGUGGGAGAUCGUUUAUGACCUCGUCACGCUCAUCAAGGAACUCGAAGCUAGCAUCCCAAAGGGCCAACUGAGCCAGUUGAACCUUGGCCGAAACAGCCCUUCCAGAGAGCAGCAGCAGAGCGCUAGCCCCGGUCCCAUCGCCGUCGAGCGACCCUACGAUCCUAGCGAUCCAGACCCUACAGAUGGCGGUACCGCGUCUAGACCCGAGUCCCCGCCAAUCACUGAGGAUCCUUCCGAAUUCGAGUGGCGCAACUUGAAGAAACUUGUCGUGCUUGUGCUAUCCUCUCUUGUGUGGAAGUGCCCUGAAGUCCAGGAUCAGAUUCGGAGGUAUGGUGGUGUGGAGACGAUCCUGUCCUGCACGAAUUUCGAUGCCCACAAUCCUUACAUCAAAGAACAUGCUGUCAUGUGCCUUAAGUUCUUGCUUGAAGGCAACCGCGAGAACCAGAAGCUCAUAGAAGAGCUUGAGGCGCGUGAAGUCCGCGAUGAUAAUGGAAUGCUGCAGCAGCGGGGCCUCGAAGCUGUUAUUGAUAAAACUGGUAAGCUGGCUAUUCGACCACGAGAUGGACAAAGUAGCUCUUGA